Messenger RNA from Penicillium longicatenatum, 4533 nucleotides. RefSeq names its product purine and uridine phosphorylase. The coding region runs from base 1 to 4533 and encodes 1510 amino acids. The transcript is spliced from 4 exons. Gene Ontology annotation, molecular function: catalytic activity. The record is from RefSeq and is a predicted model, not a curated record. Lineage: Eukaryota; Fungi; Ascomycota; Eurotiomycetes; Eurotiales; Aspergillaceae. Gene Ontology annotation, biological process: nucleoside metabolic process.
AUGGUAGACAUUAUGGCAGCCAGAAACCCUCGGUCACGGGGCAAUUACACGGUCGGAUGGAUAUGCUGCUUACCUAUUGAGUUGGCAGCAGCGCAAAUGAUGUUUGAUGCGAUACACCCACCAUUACCCCAACAACCAAAUGAUCAAAACGUGUACGUUUUAGGGAGCAUCGGGAGACAUAACAUCGCUGUUGCUUUCCUGCGGAGCGGCGGGGACGAGUUGAGAACAUCUGCAGACGUUGCCAGAGACUUGAUGAACAGCUUUCCUUCUAUCCAAUUUAGUCUUCUCGUCGGUAUCGGUGGAGGGAUACCAAGCAGCGAUCGAGAUAUUCGACUUGGAGAUGUUGUAGUCGCUCAGCCAUCAGCAAUCUCUGGAGGCGUGAUACAGUACGAGCUCGAUCAAGCAUCAAGCGGGAGUCGAUUUGUUCAGUCCGGAAUACUCAAGCCGCCACCUCUUUUUCUCUCAACUGCCCUCAUGUGGCUCAAAGAAACAUAUGAAGUAGAAAGAAGUCGAAUUACCGAGUUCCUCUUCACCAUCGGAAACAAAUCAACAGGGAGCGAUGCUAAACAUUUCAUACGACCAACUCAGGAGGACUGUCUAUACCAAGCGGACUACAGUCAUAGGGAUCCAAGGUUGGAUACAUGUGUCAGUUGUGAUCGAUCAAAACUGAUUCCACGGCCUCCACGAGAUGCUGGCGAGGUGAGGAAUCCAAAAGUCCAUUUCGGACAGGUCGCGUCAUUCAACGGUGAAAUGAGAGAUGGCAAGCUACGGGAUCAACUAGCCCGAGACACGGGAGCGUGUUGUGUGGAGAAGGGUGCAACGGGCCUCAUGGGUGAAUUUCGAUGUCUAGUCAUUCGUGGCAUCAGUGACUACGCCGACUCACAUAAAAAUCGGCGUUGGCAACGAUAUGCCGCGGCAGCGGCGGCAGCUUUUGCUAAAGACCUUCUUUCCAUGAUCUCCCAUCACGAGGCUCAAGAUAAACGAGUGAUACGAGGAAUUCUACCAUCAGAGAAAUUGAACGAGAUCGCUGAUGAGCUCAAGAUCCGGGUCAAUGACUGGCAUGGCCUGGAGUUCAACCGAUUUGGAAAACUGCUUCUGCACGGACAAAUGAGUGUUGGCAAGGACAGAGAAACAUGGCAAAAGUUGGAGUGUUACUUAUUCACCGAGAUGCUCAUCUGCGUCAAGGAGAAGAAGCCAUCAAGCUGCUCCCUCAAGGCUUCUAUUCUCUUCAAGAAGCACUUGAGGUCCCUGGAAACGGACACUGAUGACUACAUACUCUCUUUGAACCUUUCAGUCGACGAACUCCCUUACUUCUACUUGCGCUUCGAUUCUCCUCAACAACGAGAGUUAUGGCGCCGCAUUUUGAUUGAGUUGCACCCGGUGGAGGAUCUGUCGCGCGCUCAGGAUCACAAGUUUGAUCACUCCGAGGUGGAGGGAAAUGACUCUAGACACCCAUCCCUUCCAGCAGAAAACAUUUCUGGCAGAAUAGAUCCACCGAGCUCCACUAUACCACCCACAGACUCUGGAUACGCUUCUAUUUCACAUCGAAAAUUUCCACUUAACACCAUGCCCGCUCACGAACAACAUCAAACACACUCAUAUAAUGAUCUUCAAAGUAUUACCUCUGAUAAUGAAGGGCUUGGGUUACCCCAGGAAGAGUCUGGCAUUGGGGAUGUCGAGAUCGACGUCAACAAAGAUACUCGAUCUAUCUACACGUUUCAGCAUGGUACUUCCCUAAACACGCAGCAAAUCUACAUUUCACACUUGAGUGAAGACUUGUUCAAUAAUGUCCGAUUGGCGCGAUACGCCCAUGAAUCACCAGAGAAUAUUCAUAGUGUUCUUCCACGCCUUUUGAAAGGUUUUGCACUCAGGCUUGGCCAAUACGGCUCAACACAAAUGCAUCGGGACAUCAUGAUAUUUAUUCGUCGAUACAGGCAUGAUAUUGCAAGUAAUUUGAAACUGAGAUACCUGGAGGAUGAGGACGAGUCUCCAGCUCCUGCAAACGAUGACGACAAAAUGGAGUUGGGUGAUAUCAUGAAAUUGUGGUAUCACAACCAGGAAGAUAAAGACAAUGACUUUGAGCAUGAACGAUUCGACACAGAUACUGGACCAGAUGCCUCGGAUGCCAACGAUGAGGUUUUCAUGGAAGAUUAUGACAAAGGACUCCCUGGAAUUGAGGCUUACAGGGAGUUGAUCUCCAAUAGCCAAGCAUAUGAGUGGUUACUUGGAAGUAUUCAAAGAGAGCUUAAUUUAGAGUCAGCAAUGCCAAAUACCCAGGGCUCCAUUCGCAAACGAAUCCUGAAUUUCCUCCCGACACCCAGGACAACGCUAGAUGCUACGCCGGUACGUUAUCGCAAACAUUAUGAUAUUUCAGAAAUGGUCCAUCCAUCUAACCGGCCAAUAGGCGCAAUCGAUGCCAACUAUUCGAUUAAAAGGUCCUGGCUACGGCGGCCAUCGCCUCAAUGCAGGUUUGCCAAUGCCAUCAUUUCAGCAGGCAAGCCCAUCGAAGGCGGCGAUGUAGCCAUCUACGGCAGCAAAGAUGUUCCUUUUAGGAUUGAACGGAGCGACUAUAUGGAGAAGCUUUCUUGGAUCAAUAAACAAUACGUCCUGAUGUGGGAUGUGGGAGGGAAACGGGGGUGGCUGGUGAAUGGAUCCUGCGCUCUAUUGCAUCUUCUUCUUGCUUCAAUCGACUUCAACAGGACUGAUCCACUUUCUUCUGCAUUCCGGCUGGACAAGACAAGCAUCAAGGGCCCCAAGAAACCAUUCACUUCUAGGUCUGCAACGGAAGUAUUGUUGAACCCCGAUAAUCUAUCCUUGGAAAUUUAUCAUGCACAGGAUGGUGAACCGGGGCAAAGAGCGAUACCACCGGUCCGGAUUCGGCAUAGGGUUAAUCUUCUGUAUAGCAUGCUCGAGAAGAUGAUGGACCACCAAGAAGAGAUCCUCGGGGGAAGCAGCGAAGCACUACGCGAUAUGCCUAGGGGUAGACUUGAGGGGUGGGAUUUCAAGGAUCUGGCCACUCAUGAAGACCCGUUAUAUCCUCGAGUUUGUAAGCUAGCAUCCAAAGGAAAAGGCUGGGUUGACCUGAGCAGAGCUGUUCGAGCAAUCACGUUGUUCGGGAACGGAUUUGGUGAGAUUAUCCAGCCGGUUCCAACUAGCAGCUCAUGCUCUCGAUGGAACAGAUUGCCGGAAGGAAAUUCCUACCUUGCUAUCAGCGAUGGCGAUCUUGCAAACAUAAUCGACCGAUUUGGAAACCCUAACAGCAACCCGGUGAGACUGACAAAUCAAUUGAUCUGGUACAAGGCAGAUGAUGAUCUUCGAGCUUGCCAAUGCACUACCGACCCGCAGAAUACAAAACAUUGUGAACUAGCACAUGUCAUUCUGCCUUCACAUUUUAGAAAAAGAAUACCCAAGCAGAACCGCGCUCAGUUAGAAGAUAGGGGGAGUGGUGCGGUGGUUUUCGGUUACAACAGAGACUUACGAUGGUCCUGGAGUGACACUGGGUUUCCCGUGGAAGAACUUUUGCCAUCUUCAGAUGACUCGGAUUCAGAUUCAGAUGAUGAUUUCCAUGACUCGGGACUUGGAACAAGCCUGGCGCCUUCUGCCGCGAAUGAUGGGAAGUCUGAGGAAAUGCCUUCAUUAAGACCGCAGCCUGACGGCCUUACCCAUGAGGACUACGAAGUAGGAAUUGUUUGUGCAUUAUCCAAAGAGCUUCUUGCUGUGCGCGCCUUGUUCGAUCUAUCUUAUCCAGAUCUCGCAAAAGAUGAGAAUGAUCCCAACUGCUACUGCCUUGGCCAGAUCAAAAGGUUCAAGGUGGUUGCCGCAGGUCUUCCGCACAACGACUAUGGCGCAAACUCUGCCGCUAACGUCGCCUCGAAUUUGAUGCGAACUUUUCGGCGGGUCAAAUUUUGUCUGUUGGUCGGCAUUGGUGGAGGAGUCCCUUCUGCGACUAAUGACAUUCGUCUCGGUGACAUAGUCGUCGGCACUGGUGUAAUACAGGUCGACAUGGGGAAACUGAUCUCGGACUCUCAAUUUCAGAGAACAGGAGGGAAACAAACACCACCCGCAUUUUUAGGAUCAGUGAUUACAAAAAUCAAAUCCGAUUGCGACGUCUCUUUCAACUCCGCCUCCAACCCACUUCUCGACGAUAUCAAUCUGAUUGCCUCGCGAAAGCCGGAAUAUCAAUACCCAGGCGCUGGUAGGGACACACUUUUUCACUCGGAACACCUUCAUCCAAGAGGCCAGUUGAAUUGUCAUGGGUGUACCGUCGCACAACCGCGGGACGAUCGACUGUAUGAAGGCCCGAACGUUUUCUAUGGUCUCAUAGCAUCUGGGAAUCAUGUUGUCCGAGAUGCAAGCCACCGAGACCGCCUGAGCAAAGAAGAUGUGAUCUGUGUCGAAAUGGAGGCGGCAGGGGUUGUGAGAACAACUACCAACUGCCUUGUUAUCCGGGGCAUUUGCGAUUAUUCUGACUCGCAUAAGAACAAACUGUGGCAGGAAUAUGCCGCUGCUACAGCGGCCGCUUAUCGCCGCUAA